AUGAGGUGGUUUCUGCUCUUCUCUGAAUGGCUUGUGGACUGGGCUCGUGGCACAUACUGGUACCUGUUUGGCAGGAGAAGUGGACUGUGCAAGGAGACCAUAAGCCUUCCAGGCCCACUAGCUACAGAUGAAAAGAAAAAGAACAGAGUGCUUCGAAAAGUAUUUGAUGAGUUUGAGGUGCCCAGAAACCUGGACGUUAUUGUGAUUGGCAGCGGUAUCGGUGGUUUGACAGCAGCGGCAGUUUUAGCCAAACUAGGAAAGAAAGUCCUGGUGUUGGAGCAAGACAAGCAGGCAGGAGGCCUGUGUAAGACCUUCACUGAAAAAGGCUUUGAGUUUGACUGUGGCUUCCAUUAUGUUGGACAACUUCAUGAAAACGGCUUCCUGAAAGUUGCGCUGGAUCUGAUCACUGAUGGCCAGGUGCAUUUUGCUGAGCAGGGUUUCCAUGUGGACACGGUUGUUAUUGGUAAAGGCAAACAACGUAAAGAAUACACUAUCUACAGUGGCAAGAAGCAGAUGGAGGCUCAUCUUAAGAAGCAGUUUCCCAAUGAUACCAAGGCAGUAGAGGAGCUCUUCAAAAUCAUGAAGAUCUGUUCCAAGAAGAUCCAUCUGCUGUGUAUGCUGAAGAUGGUCCCACUCUGGUUUGCUCGCUUCAUACUGUGGAGUGGAAUCGCGGACUUGAUCUCCCCAAUUUUCAGAUACUCCCGCACCAGUACAACAGACGUGGUCAAGUCUUUCACUAGCAACCAAGACCUCCUCACUGUGUUUUCUCAAAUAUUUUAUGGUGUCCCACCCAAAAACAACAGCUGCAUGAUUGACGCCCUCUUCCUUCACCACUCCAAGCGUGGCGUAUACUAUCCUAAGGGUGGUGCUAGCGAGAUCCCGUACCACAUCAUCCAGGUUUUGGAGAGGCAUGGAGGA
Molecule: messenger RNA, 918 nt
Organism: Sinocyclocheilus rhinocerous
Lineage: Eukaryota; Metazoa; Chordata; Actinopteri; Cypriniformes; Cyprinidae
Product: putative all-trans-retinol 13,14-reductase
Exons: 5
Biological process (GO): small GTPase-mediated signal transduction
Molecular function (GO): GDP-dissociation inhibitor activity
Source: RefSeq, a predicted model, not a curated record